Racocetra persica is the source of this 348-nucleotide messenger RNA. Lineage: Eukaryota; Fungi; Glomeromycota; Glomeromycetes; Diversisporales; Gigasporaceae. The record is from the annotation of a GenBank genome assembly.
UUGCUUUAAAAACUUUGGAUAAUUCUUCUAAAAUUACUCCAGAGUUUAUUAAUGAGAUAAAAGCAUGUUUAAAAUGUGGUGGUGUAUUAGAUGAUUGGUAUUGGAAUCUCUAUGACAAAGCAGAGACGCCUGAAAGUUUAGCAUUCAUAGCCUCCGAUAAUAACAUGUCGCCACCAGGUAGUCAGGUUUCUAGUAGAUCCGUAACGCAGACACAUCCACUUGCCUUUUACACGAGUGGUUCCUUUAGAUUUCAAAAUCUUCCUAUGCCAGUAAAUUCACUGUCAAUUAAUUAUCGAUCGAAUUUUGCUUCUUAUGAUGACACAACUCAUGAUAAAACCUACAGAACUG